Molecule: messenger RNA, 4797 nt
Organism: Onychostoma macrolepis
Lineage: Eukaryota; Metazoa; Chordata; Actinopteri; Cypriniformes; Cyprinidae
Gene: tjp2a
Product: tight junction protein 2a (zona occludens 2)
Exons: 24
Coding region: 325-3888 (1187 amino acids)
Biological process (GO): establishment of endothelial intestinal barrier; protein localization to cell-cell junction; cell-cell junction organization
Cellular component (GO): bicellular tight junction; plasma membrane
Molecular function (GO): cell adhesion molecule binding
Source: RefSeq, a predicted model, not a curated record
GGAAUGCGCUGUUGGACUCACCUGCGCGCUCGUGGACACGCCCAUACCUGGAAGACUCAGGAAAUCUGGGAUUGUACACAGACUCGAGCUGUUCAGUCUUUCUGUUUAAGUGUCCAGUCACAUAUAGACCCCACCGAAGCCCGCGUGUGUCUGUCAGAGUCCAUGGCUCUUCAGUACCUGCUCCUCUAAAGUGACCAGUCCAACCAAAUAGAGUUAUUCCGGUCACGCCGGUCCAAAAGGCUUUCCUUGACCCACGAAGCUCAGUAUUUGUGUCUGCGACGCCUCUCUGCUCCCAGCUACCCGGCCCUUUUACAGAACCCAGUCAUGGAGGAGACGGUGUGGGAGCAGUACACUGUGACCCUACAGCGGGACUCCAAGAUGGGCUUUGGCAUUGCUGUGUCUGGAGGGCGGGACAACCCAAACGAAGAAAGUAGAGAAGCGUCAAUUGUCGUAUCCGAUGUGCUGCAAGGGGGUCCUGCAGAUGGCUUGCUAUUUGAAAAUGACAGAGUGAUCCAGGUCAACAAUGUGCCCAUGGACGGUGUCCAACACGCCUUUGCAGUGCAGACUCUCCGCAAAUGCGGCAAAGUAGCCAAAAUCACGGUAAAGAGAUCAAGAAAAAUCCCCGUCAGUGUGAUUAAACGUGGCGCGUCCCCAGACGACCGAGUCUUCAGCGGCGACUACAACGACGACUACGACCACGACCGGCGCAGCGUCUACAGCGGCCGCAGCUACCCUGACCGUGACGUGAGUCUGGAGCGCGACCGUGAUCGCGACUAUGAUCGCAGCCGCGGGAGGAGCAUGGAGCGCGGCGUGAGCCCCGACAGACAGUACAGACGAGACGGCAGCCGAGGCCGAAUGCUGGACCACGAGCGCAGCCCUGACCCCCGCUACCGAAGUGACCACAAACUGGAUCGCGAUCACAGUCCGGACCACCGCUACCGAAGCGAUCGCACGCUGGACCGCAACUACAGUCCAGACCGACGCUAUCGCAGCGAACACAACCUGGACAGAGAGCGGAGUCCGGACAGACAGUACCGCAGCGACCGGACACUGGACAGAUCGCAUAGUCCAGAUACGCGGUACAGGCCAGAACCGGCUCCGGGCUACAGCAGAGAGAAUUUAGCCAGCGACCACGAGCGCAGGAAGUUUGAUCCGCGGCAGGACGAACCCGUGAGGAAGAGUAGCAGUCGAGACCGGCUGGAUCACCUGCCCUCGCCGCCGCCGCCACAACGACACGAACCCCUGGAGAAGCCGCUCGGUGUUACUCUACUAAAGAACCGGCCCAAUGACGAAUAUGGACUUCGUCUAGGCAGUCAGCUGUUCAUCAAAGAGAUGACGAGCACCGGCCUGGCAUCCAAAGAAGGCAAACUACAGGAAGGCGACAUUAUUCUGAAAAUUAACGGUACGGUCACGGAGAAUCUGUCUCUGAGCGACGCAGGGAAGCUGAUUGAGAAGUCUCGUGGGAAGCUGCAGCUGGUGGUGCAGAGGGAUCGCAGUCAGGUGCUCAUCCGAAUCCCACCUAUGGCAGACAGCGACUCAGAAAUGGAUGAUAUCUCAGAGAUCGAGUCGUACCGCUCCUAUUCUCCUCAGGAGGAUCGGCGGAGUCAUCACUCAGACCUCUCCUCACACUCCUCUAAUGAGAGACUGCAGGACAAAAACCGAGAUGAGCCUCCUAACAGACUGGCUAAAAUGGGAGCGAUGCCGACUCCGUUCAGAGCGGCGCCGGUGGAGCUCCCGCCUCCACCUGUGGAGAAAGAAGAGCCUCGCAGUGAGUCUCCAGUUCCUGUGGUAAAUGCUGCUCCAAAAAGUGUUCCAGUAAAAUCCAAGCCUCUGCCAAAGGUUCCCCUGCGGCCCAGUCUGGAGGAUCAGGAAAUAUACGGCCCCAACACUGUGAUGGUGCGCUUCCAGAAGGGCGAAAGUGUUGGUCUGCGUCUUGCUGGAGGAAACGACGUGGGCAUUUUUAUCGCAGGCGUUCAGGAGGACAGUCCUGCAGAGAUAGAGGGACUCCGCACGGGAGACCAGAUCGUGAAGGUGAAUAAUAUGGAUUUCAGAGGAAUGGUCCGGGAAGACGCAGUGCUGUAUUUACUAGAGAUUCCCAAAGGAGAGGAUGCGACCAUCUUAGCUCAAAGCAAACCUGAUGUGUAUAAAGACAUCCUGGGGUCGGGACGAGGUGAUAACUUCUUCGUCAGAACUCAUUUUGAAUAUGAGAAAGAGCUUCCUCAGAGCUUGACCUUCUCCAAAGGAGAGAUAUUUAAAGUGGUGGACACCCUGUAUGACGGAAAGCUGGGUAACUGGCUCGCCAUCCGCAUGGACAAAGACAAUCAGCUCCUGGAGAAAGGCAUCAUACCCAGCAAGAGCAGAGCGGAGCAGAUGGCAAAUGUUCAGAACGCACAGAAAGGCGCUGCUAAUGACAGAGGAGAUUUCUGGAGGCUGAGAGGUCAAAGAGCAGCCAAGAAAAAAGACCUUCGCAAGAGCAGAGAGGAUCUGAGCGCUACACCCGUCACUACACGCUUCCCAGCCUACGAGAGAGUGGUGCUGCGGGAAGCUGGGUUCAGAAGACCUGUUGUUAUAUUCGGCCCUAUUUCAGAUGCGGCCAAUGAAAAACUGAGCAAUGAACUUCCAGAUGAGUUUGUCACAGCAAAGACCGAACCUAAAGACGCAGGCUCAGAGAAGUCGUCUGGCGUUGUGAGACUCAAUACUAUUCGUCAGAUCAUCGAGCAGGACCGACAUGCUCUGCUCGACGUCACCCCAAAGGCUGUAGACACCCUAAACUACACCCAGUGGUAUCCCAUCGUCAUUUUCCUCAAUCCAGACAGCAAGCAGGGGUUGAAGACCAUGAGAAACCGCAUGGUUCCCGGCUCCAACCGCAGUUCACGCAAGCUUUACGAACAAGCAGUUAAACUGCGGAAAACCUGCUCACACCUGUUCACUGCUACCGUUGAUCUGAACUCUUCCCAUGAUGCCUGGUAUGGAAGUCUCAAGGAUGCCAUACGAGAACAACAAGAUAAAGCUGUCUGGGUCUGUGAAAGCAAGCUGGAUGGGACUGAGGAGGACUUGGAUCUCCAAGAUGACCGUAUGUCAUACCUGUCAGCCAUGAGCGCAGACUACCUGAGCAUGGACAGCCGUCUGACCAGCGAUUACGAGGAUACGGCGGAUGAGGGCGGCGCGUACACCGAUAACGAGCUUGACGAGUCCACCGACGAGCCGCAGCCGAUGUCAGCGAUCAGCCGCUCAUCUGAGCCUGUCAGCGAGGAGAGACCCAUACCUGUUCCUCAUGAGCGUUUAAAGAAACCUGCGAGCAAAGAAGUGCAUCGAGACCCCAGCCCGCCUCCAUCAUUUGUCCCUGAACCCCCUAAGGUCCGGGUAGCUUCACGUCCUGCAGACUCCAGGAGCUUCGACUCUCGCUCCAGCAGCACAGUCAGCAGUGAUGCUCCCGUCUCUAGCAAACCUCUUCCACCGCCGGUAGCCCUGAAGCCCAGCUUCACCUUGAAGACGGGCCCAGCAGACGACACCACCUCCAACCACCCGCUCGAUGACCCCGCCAGCCGCACCUUCCGGGGAAAGGUGAAGGCCUUCGAGCAAAUGGACCACCUGGCCCGGGCUAAAAGGAUGCUGGAGCUGCAGGAGGCGGAGCAAGCGCGGCUGGAAAUAUCUCAGAAACAUCCAGAUAUUUAUGCAGUUCCCCACAAGCUCAAACUAAACCAAAACAGGCCUCAACCAAUUGGCUCCAGCUCAAACUCUGAGUCCCACAGCUCCUCCAAAGCGCCGUAUUCAGAGAGCCGCUCUCACCACCGCGCCGAUGAUGAUGAUGAAGAGGAGUAUCGCCGGCAGCUGGCCGACCAAACCCGCAGAGGCUAUCCCCAGAAAUACAACGACACUGAACUCUAACACCCAGCGUCCCACAAACACUCACCGCGUCCGUCUGUGCAUGUCAUUAUAAACGUAAUCAAGGUGUUUCUAGUAGUUGUGUUAGUAAGAGCGACCGUCAUGGAACCACAGAUAAAACACACCUGCAGUAUAAACACGCCAUUUAUAAAACACCAUCUUUUUAUACCUGCAAUGCUUUUAUAUGAAAUUUCAGUGUAUAUUUCUUUUUUUUUUUCAGACUAUUUGUACGUCUUUAGUUUUUAUUUCUCCCACGAUGCCAUGUAUCUGUACUAAAAGCUACUAGAUGGAGUUAACGUUACACUCUCCUCAUUAACACUGCUGAAGUUUGCCAUAAACCAAACGUGAAAGUGGGUUAAAUGUUAUUUUCCAAAACAUUUGCUGAAGUGCCUUAAUAUCAUCGAUCAAUCAUCUAUUAACUUAUGCUUAGCAAAUGCUUGCUGCAUUACUAUGAUAUAAUUGUUAAAAACUGGCUUAUGAUAUAAUGUCACAUCAGUUUUUAUAUUGAUUCUCUGAGAUCAUGUGUAAUGUUCACACUAUUGGUGUGUGUCUACGAUCAGUGCUUUGGGUUUAACCACUAAUAAAACAGUUGUGGGAUUUUUACAUUUUAAAGGCAAAUAAAUAAACCUCACUUUUAAUGUUGUUACUUUGCUUGUCGUUGUUCAUGCUUUCCUCACUGUUGCUAUUAAUAACCCAAACCAUAUGUAGAGCAGAAUUUAACACAUUCUGAAUUUUUGGGUAUGUUUAAAAGAUUUGUUUGUAUUAUUUAUAGUAAUUGACAUUAUUAAUUGUGCUAUUAUAUUUAUGUACGAAAGCUCUACAGUCUAAAUGGUUGAAAAUUUGCGCUACUGUGCAAUUUAUUUUUAAUGCUUUUUAUUUAGCAAUGGUGCAUUAAAUUGAUCGAAUAUUAAA